Molecule: messenger RNA, 2780 nt
Organism: Saprolegnia parasitica CBS 223.65
Lineage: Eukaryota; Oomycota; Saprolegniomycetes; Saprolegniales; Saprolegniaceae
Exons: 6
Coding region: 1-2748 (915 amino acids)
Source: RefSeq, a predicted model, not a curated record
AUGCGCGUCCUGGGCUUGCCGAAGAAGCUCUUUGGGGACAGCUCGCCGGCCGUGCCUGGCCCACGCUCGACGUCGCCCGCGUCGCCGCUGCGCCUCGUCAUGCCCGCCAUCCCACCUGUCGCGGCCGCCACGUUUCCGUCGCCCGACCAACGCGCGCAGCUGCAGACCAUGGGCAAGCAGUCGUGCACGUCGCUGAAGCGCCUCGCCUUCUCGAUGGCCACGGUGCGCGAGUCGUGGGAGCGUCUCGAGACAGACAACAACAUGGAGAUGUUCUACCUCAAGGACACGGACGACCACGAUGGCACCAUGCACGUGUGUGGCAUUGCCCGUGUCCAUGCGCCAAUGACCGACUUUGCUGCCGCCAUGCAGCUGCCUCUAUCCAAGGCGUAUGGCGCAUCGACUUGCAGCGGGCCGCCGUCGCUCGCAGACGACGACCUCUUGGCCUGCGAGUCGCUCGUGUCCGUCGACGACAAGUCGUCGAUCCAGUGGCUCGCCAUGAAGAGCACGGAGGGCAUGCUCCACCGCGACUUUGUCGUGCUCCAGCGCUCGGAUACGUUUACAGACGGCGACGGCGUCCGCGGCCACAUCGUCUCGAUGCACUCGAUGGACUUUCCCGGUGCGCCGCCGCAGUUUGACCACGUCGGCGUCAUGACGCCCCCGAAAGCGUACCGCUUUGUGCGUGGCGGCAUGUACCGGUCGGGCUUUGUCAUCCUCGAAGAUGCGCGCCGCAAGGGCGUCCUCGAUGUCUUUGCCCUCUUCAAGGUCGACUUUAAAGGCGACAAGCAGCUCAAGCACGUGCGGGCGACGCUCGUCCAGUGGUUUCGCUUUCUCGGGGACCUCAACCAGUACUACCUGAGCGCCAAGCUGCACGCGAAAGGCGCGCCGCGGAUUCGCCAGCCACCCGCGAGCAGCGCCAAGUCGAAAGCGCGCCGCUGCGAGUCGUGCGCCCAGCCGUUCAAGUUCCAGCUCCAGUUCCGUGCACCGGUGCGCGACCAGUGCCUCAUGUGCGGUGCCAUCAUCUGCGGCGCGUGCAAAAUUGACUUUCGAGCCAAAGAGAACGACGUCGUCCAGGUGUUUUGCAUUCCGUGCCUCGACAAGUGGAAUCCGGACUCGACGACAAGUAUCAAGUUGAUUCAGCCGACGAACCUUCCGGGCCAGACGUCCAGUCCCGUGCUCGCUUCGAUCACGCCCGAGCCCGCGGCCGACACGAACAAAGCACCGCACAACCUGCUCGGUCUUGGUGCCGAGCCCGUGCUUCGGUCCGAAAUGGAGAAUCCGCCGCCCGUGCCCCGUCGGCGUAGCGUCGGCCAAGACAACAAGGACAACAAGGACGACUGGCCUGCGGUUCGGUACGAGCGCAGCUGCUCGGUACCCGACCCGGUGCACAAACCAACGAGCAUCGCUGCGAUGGAGACGGUGCACCUCGACUCGCUCGACUACCGCGUGUCGCUCUACGGCCGAUUCUCGAUUUCCACGGCGUCCCAAGCCGACCUCGAGGCGCGUCUCGAGUGGAUCACUGCGAGCUGCCAUGCGAUGGACUCGACGGUGACGCAGUUGACGCGGGACGGGAAGCUGCGACGCGCGAUGCAAGUCAUGCAGGAGAAGAAGACCCUCCGCGACGAAGCCAUCCAAGUGCAAGCAGCGCUGGACGCGAUGCACGAGACGUCGGGCGACUCGCUUGAAGCGCAAAUCAGCCGUCUCCAAGCCGCACUGAGCGAAGUGGUGCUCGAUGGCGCGUCGUCCGACCUCCGCGCCAAGCGCGAACGACUCUUGCGUCGCGCCAGCCUCAAGGCGGAACUCAAAGCUGCUCAAGACGCCUUGCAGAAAAAGACGGUUGCCAACCGCCGCGAACAGAACGGGUCGCUGCUCUUCAACCCCGAGAUUUUCGUCCUCGACGGUCAAUUGGAUGUGCUGCGCGGCGAACUGCAUCAUUGCGUCAUGCUAAUCUCGGCAGCCCAAAAGCGGGGCGAUGCCGAGGCCGUGACGAUGCUGACGUCCCAGCGACUCGAGAUCAAGGAAAGCAUGGCGACGAUCCAAGACCAGCUUGUGCAGCUCGGCGCGCCGUCUGUGGGCAACCGUAGUUCGAUCGCUGGCCGGCGGUCGACGAUCGUCCUUGUCGACGACAAAUCCAAGUCGAGCCACGACCAAGAGCCCACGCCGCCCCCUGAAGUACCCCGGCGUCCCGACAUCGUCGUCCUCGAUGAUGCGAUGAUGCUCGAAGAUGACAAAGCCCAGGAUGAGGCUGAAUACAUCCAAGGCGAGGACGAAGACGCCCAAGACAAAGUCAAAGAUGCUCAAGACAAUGACAACAACGAUGACGCGUCACACGCGUGUGACAUCGAAACAACGGCGAGCCGAUCAUCGUGUCCGAUUCCAUCGACAACGCAGCGCCGGCAUCGCCACAAGGAGUGCACCAGCCGUGUGUGGAGCUCUACGAUGACGAUGACGACGAUGACGACGACACGUCCCCACACGUCUUCCAAGAGGACGAACUCGACAACGGUAUCAUGGACCUGCAGGAAGCAGAGACGACAAGCGACGAGAGUCAGGACAAAGCCAGUGCGAGUCGCCUCUCGGUCGGCCCAAGCGACACGAGCGACGACGACGACGACGAGGACCCGCAGCUGCUCUCGGACCGCUGCAUUCGGUUGUAUACACUCACCAACCGCCAGCUCAACUUGGCCGACGGCUCGUUCGACUUUGAGGGCGUCCAAACCUUUGCUCUGUAGUCGACCAAAAUGUGCGUAGUUGUCGUAUUGUUAAUACAAGUGUUUUGUACC